Messenger RNA from Cannabis sativa, 1371 nucleotides. Its product is annotated as rRNA-processing protein fcf2. Gene Ontology annotation, biological process: RNA processing. NCBI's taxonomy places the organism in Eukaryota, Viridiplantae, Streptophyta, Magnoliopsida, Rosales, Cannabaceae. The record is from RefSeq and is a predicted model, not a curated record. Gene Ontology annotation, molecular function: RNA binding. Gene Ontology annotation, cellular component: nucleolus. The coding region runs from base 464 to 1129 and encodes 221 amino acids. The transcript has 8 exons.
UUUCCCAUUUCCCUAACUUCUAACCCUAGACACAAAAUAACACACACACACACACACAAAUUCAGCCGCCUCCCCCCUCUCAGUUGCGAUUUCUCCCUCUUCUCUCCUCGACGCACGCAAAAGUCUCACCAAGCCACCAUGCUUCUCUGACCGGUGACAUUCCUCAUCUCUAGAGGAAAAUCAUUCACCAAAGAGAUUCUCAGACCAUCAUUGGCACAUCCUACCGUCGAAUCUUAGGUGCAACCCUACCUACCGUCGACUCUUACUUCUCACCCUCAGGUCUUAACCUUAUUUGUUUUGUACUGAAAAUAAUGAUUAAAUUUUGUAAUAAUAAUAUUUUUGAUAUUGAAUCUGUGAUAUUGUUAAUUUUAGUAUUAAAUCCGUGAUAAUGCUAUUCUUUACAUUGAAUCUGUGAGAUGAUAUUUUUUAUUUUGAACUAGAUUAUCUGGUGGUAGGGACCCCUAUGUUGACGUCCUUCAACAAAGCUUUCCAAAAAAAAAAAGGGAAUCAUCCUAAACACACAGCAUUUUCCUGGAGAAUGUCAGAAAUCAAGGCAGUGGUUGGCCUAUCAUGGGAACCAAAGUUGCCCAAUUUGUCAUCUGCAAAGGGCUUUGCUUCUAAUGCUACAACAACUCAUAAAAAUCAGCCUGAAAGCAGUGUAGUUUGGAAACCCAGUUCAGAGCUUGUUGAUGGGCUUUUUGUUCCACCAAAUGACCCUAAGAAGUUAAACAGGAUACUCAGAAAACAAAUCAAAGAUACUGCUGGGCAUAAUUGGUUUGACAUGCCCGCACCAACCAUCACCCCUGAGCUCCAAAAAGAUCUUCAAUUGCUUAAGUUGAGGAAUGUGAUGGAUCCAAAAAGGCAUUACAAGAAGGGUGAAUCAAAGUCAAACAAGUAUUUCCAGGUGGGAACAAUCAUAGAGUCUCCACUAGAUUUCUUUGAUGGUAGAUUAACAAAGAAAGAAAGGAAGACAUCUCUUGCAGCCGAGCUGCUCUCUGAUCGCACUCUUGGAGCUUACAGGAAGCGCAAGGUUCGCGAAAUAGAAGAGAAAAAUCAACCUGGCGGGAAUAAUAAAUGGAAGAUAAAAGGAAAACACCCGAAAAACCGAGCAAACCAAAGAAGACAUUGAUUUUUAUUUUUCUUCUUUCUUUGUAAACUGAUUCCAUUAUUGAAGAUGCAACUAAACUGUGUGUGUCUAUGUUUCAGGUUUAGAUUUUAGAUCACCAAAGUUCCAACAUUUUUGUUCUGAUGAAAAUGUAAUAUUAUAAUGUUAACUAAGCUAAUAGUAUUAGUUGUUCCUUUCAAGUAAAAGUAUGAUAUAGUUAUCAUGCAUUAUAUUAUAUGAGAUAAAAUGACUUGUAGUUUUGUUAA